GGUCGAGGGGAGCUGCCCAAGCUGCAGGAUGGGAGCAAGAUCACCUUCCACUUCCAAACACUGAAGGAUAACUUCGAGAGGACAGUGAUCGACGACAGCCGAGAAGCCGGCAUCCCCAUGGAGAUCAUCGUGGGCAAGAUGUUCAAGCUGGAGAUCUGGGAGACGCUGCUCAGUUCCAUGAGAGCCGGGGAGGUGGCCGAGUUCUGGUGUGACGCCAUCCACACGGGCAUGUACGCCCUGGUCUCCAGGGGCAUGCGGAGGAUCGCGGAGGGCCGGGACCCCCUGGAAGGGCAGAAGCACCGCUGCGGCAUGGGCAACAUGUUUGACUACCACAGCACGGGCUACGAUGACCUGGACGAGUUGCAGCGGACGCCGCAGCCCCUCAUCUUCAUCAUGGAGUUGUUCAGGGUGGAAGAGCCCUCGGCAUACAAGCGGGACACCUGGGCCAUGAGCAAGGAGGAGAAGCUGGCGUUUUUUUUCAACCGCCUCGUCCUCCGCAAGGAGUUUGGGCAGGCGGCGGCGAAGUACCAGGAGGCCGUCAUCUGCCUGAGGAACCUCCAGGCCAAGGAGAAGCCGUGGGAAGACGGCUGGCUGAAGCUGGAGAGCCUGGUCACACCGCUGGUGCUCAACUACUGCCAGUGCCAGCUGGAGCUGGGCGAGUACUACGAGGUGCUGGAGCACACGACGGAGCUCCUCCAGAAACACAAUGACAAUGCCAAGGCCUAUUUCAAGCGGGCGAAGGCCCAUGCUGCUGUCUGGAAUGAGCGGGAGGCGCGGGAGGACUUCCUGAGGGUGGCUCACCUCGACCCCUCCAUGGCGGCCGCUGUGAAGAAGGAGCUGAAGCAGCUGGGGGAGAGGAUGAGGAAGAAGCACGUGGAGGAUCGGAAGCGCUACCAGGGGCUCUUCCAACCAUCUCAGGGGCCACGGGCCAGCAAGGGGCAGGGGAGCAGGGAGGUGGGCGAUGGGGAGGUGGGUAACAAGGUGAUGCUGCGGGAAGAGGCACCCCAGG
Messenger RNA from Eurypyga helias (sunbittern), 1009 nucleotides. Its product is annotated as aryl-hydrocarbon-interacting protein-like 1. The record is from RefSeq and is a predicted model, not a curated record. The annotation marks the transcript as partial. NCBI's taxonomy places the organism in Eukaryota, Metazoa, Chordata, Aves, Eurypygiformes, Eurypygidae. Gene Ontology annotation, molecular function: protein binding; peptidyl-prolyl cis-trans isomerase activity. The transcript has 6 exons.